Oncorhynchus nerka (sockeye salmon) is the source of this 989-nucleotide messenger RNA. RefSeq names its product proteasome subunit beta type-6-like. Gene Ontology annotation, cellular component: proteasome core complex. Gene Ontology annotation, molecular function: threonine-type endopeptidase activity. The transcript has 7 exons. The coding region runs from base 38 to 823 and encodes 261 amino acids. NCBI's taxonomy places the organism in Eukaryota, Metazoa, Chordata, Actinopteri, Salmoniformes, Salmonidae. The record is from RefSeq and is a predicted model, not a curated record.
ACCAGCGAAGGAGAACAUUAUUUCAUCAACUGUCAAGAUGGCUGCUGUGUACAUGUCAGCGAACCGGUCCGAAAAUGCUUUUAGUACAGUUGAUUUGGUGCCAGAGUGGGCACAAGAAGAAGUUAGCACUGGGACUACCAUUAUGGCAGUGGAGUUUGAAGGAGGGGUUGUGAUUGGCGCGGACUCCAGAACAACAACAGGUGCUUACAUUGCCAACCGAGUUACUGACAAGUUGACUCCCAUUCACGACCGCAUCUUCUGCUGCCGCUCUGGUUCUGCAGCUGACACACAGGCUGUUGCUGAUAUAGUCACCUAUCAGCUGGGCUUUCACAGUAUUGAGCUGGAUGAGCCUCCACUUGUGCAAACGGCAGCCAAUCUCUUCAAACAGACAUGCUACAGAUACAGAGAGGAGCUGAUGGCUGGCAUCAUUGUGGCUGGCUGGGACAAAAGAAGGGGUGGACAGGAACACUGCCUGACAGGGGAGCUGCUGUGUGCAAUGAAUGAAGAGCUGAUGGAUUCCUUUUUGAAAGAACUGCCCACAGGCAUAAAAGUGUACACAGUCCCAAUGGGAGGUAUGAUAGUGAGGCAGCCAGUGUCAGUAGGUGGUUCUGGCAGCUCCUACAUAUAUGGCUUCAUGGAUUCUAACUACAAGCCUGGGAUGACCAAGGAGGAGUGUCUUCACUUCUGUACCCAGGCCUUGGCACUGGCCAUGGAGCGGGACGGUUCUAGUGGAGGAGUGGCUCGUCUGGCAGCCAUCACAGAGGAGGGCCUGGAGAGACGGGUUGUUCUGGGAAACCAGCUGCCCAAAUUCUCCAACGCCUAGACAAGGAGCAGAGGGGAAAUUCCUUUGCUGUGCAGACAAGUCCAUCCACUUAAGCGCUAUACCUAGUCCUGUGCAGUGUAGGACUUUGGAAAGCCGUGUGAAUGUCUCAUUUAUUUUUGUUUUGCAAACUAAGAUUUGUCAUGCAAUAAAAAAAUACUGAACCUUA